Nicotiana attenuata is the source of this 1416-nucleotide messenger RNA. RefSeq names its product DNA polymerase delta small subunit. Gene Ontology annotation, cellular component: delta DNA polymerase complex. Gene Ontology annotation, molecular function: DNA binding. The record is from RefSeq and is a predicted model, not a curated record. The transcript is spliced from 14 exons. Lineage: Eukaryota; Viridiplantae; Streptophyta; Magnoliopsida; Solanales; Solanaceae. Bases 48 to 1382 code for a protein of 444 amino acids. Gene Ontology annotation, biological process: DNA strand elongation involved in DNA replication; DNA replication.
UACAUAGAAUAGUAGUAGUGCUGUCGCAAUAGAGUAAUUUUCCCGCCAUGGUCGCAGCAAUGGAAGUGGACUCAGAGAGCAACCUUCUCCAGCGAAAACAGUCCCUCUACCAUUCUUUGGAUGAGAGUUUUGAUAUAGGGAAGGAGGUAUACAGGGGACAGCAGUACAGUCAAAUAUAUUAUGCUAGGCUCCAUUUGAUGCGUACUCUCCUUUACUCUCUCAUUCCCAAUUGGAAACCCCAUUUGCCUGUCCGUACUGUUCUGGGAUUAGAGGAAGGCAAAGAAUGCAUUAUAGUUGGGACACUCUACAAGCACAUGAAGCUAAAACCUUCUGUUCUCGAUGAGUACUCUAAAGAGAGAUCUUCUGCACCGCUUGUACAACGUCAUAACUUUACGCACCCAGAUGAUAAUUUAGUUCUGGAAGACGAGAGCGGAAGAGUCAAACUAAGUGGGUCUGUUCUUUUGCCAUCUAUAUGUGUAACAGGUAUGAUUGCUGCAUUGCAUGGAAAAGAAACUAGUGCUGGUGAUUUUUUAGUUGAAGAUGUUCUAGAGGCUGGUCUACCACAGCAAAUAGAGCGACCAAUUGACUUAGGUGAAGAUAAAUAUGUGGUUUUCAUAUCUGGUUUGAGUGUUGGGAAAAGCUCUUCUAGUCCUCUCCAAUUUCAACUUUUUGUUGAUCACAUCACUGGACAUUUAGGAGACGCAAAGGAACAAAAUAUUGCAGCUCAAAUAGUUCAAGUUGUUAUUGCUGGAAACUCUGUUGAAGUACCUCAUGGACUUCUCAAUGGACAGAAUCUGGGUUCAAAGGACCAGUCUAGAUUGUUUGAGCCAAUUAAAGAGCUUGAUAUUUUGUUGACGCAGAUUGCAGCAAGUAUACCUUUGGAUAUCAUGCCAGGGUCCAGUGAUCCAGCAAAUUUCGCCCUGCCACAGCAGCCUCUCCAUAGAUGCCUGUUCCCUGGAUCAUCAGCGUAUAACACUUUCAGAUCUUGCACAAAUCCACAUUGCUUUGAACUUGACAACAUCAGGUUCGUAGGUACAUCUGGUCAAAAUAUUGAUGAUCUUGGCAAGUAUUCUGAGGCAAACAGUAGUAUUGAAUUUAUGGAGAGGACAUUGAGGUGGAGACAUCUAGCACCAACAGCACCAAACACCCUUGGGUGCUAUCCUUUCACUGAUAAGGAUCCUUUCUAUGUUGAAACCUGUCCUCAUGUUUAUUUUGUGGGCAAUCAAGAUAAAUUUGAAACUCGCUUGAUAAAAGGAUCAGAAGGGCAGAUGGUAAGGCUUAUUUGCAUUCCCGGAUUUGCAGAUACUGGAAUGGCAGUGGUGUUGAAUAUAAGAAACCUUGAGUGCCAUACGCUCAGCUUUGCUACUCAAAUCUACUCAUAAGAGGAAGGUAUGAUGUAAUCGCCAGGUGGAUAUA